Gadus morhua (Atlantic cod) is the source of this 1516-nucleotide messenger RNA. RefSeq names its product retinoic acid receptor gamma a (gene rarga). The record is from RefSeq and is a predicted model, not a curated record. Gene Ontology annotation, biological process: retinoic acid receptor signaling pathway; regulation of transcription by RNA polymerase II; cellular response to corticotropin-releasing hormone stimulus. Lineage: Eukaryota; Metazoa; Chordata; Actinopteri; Gadiformes; Gadidae. The transcript has 7 exons. Bases 57 to 1409 code for a protein of 450 amino acids. Gene Ontology annotation, molecular function: nuclear glucocorticoid receptor binding; RNA polymerase II cis-regulatory region sequence-specific DNA binding; nuclear receptor activity. Gene Ontology annotation, cellular component: transcription regulator complex; nucleus.
UGUUGUGUUUCUUCCGGUCCACAGCGGUGGAGACCCAGAGCACCAGCUCAGAGGAGAUGGUGCCCAGUUCCCCGUCUCCGCCCCCCCCGCCCCGCGUCUACAAGCCCUGCUUCGUGUGCCAGGACAAGUCCUCGGGGUACCACUACGGAGUCAGCUCCUGUGAGGGCUGCAAGGGUUUCUUCCGGCGCAGUAUCCAGAAGAACAUGGUGUACACCUGCCACCGGGACAAGAACUGCCAGAUCAACAAGGUGACACGCAACCGCUGCCAGUACUGCCGGCUGCAGAAGUGCUUCGAGGUCGGCAUGUCCAAAGAAGCGGUGCGUAAUGACAGGAACAAGAAGAAGAAGGAGGUGAAGGAGGAGGUGGUUCUUCCGGAGAGCUACGAGCUGAGUGGAGAGAUGGAGGAGCUGGUCAACAAAGUCAGCAAAGCCCACCAGGAGACCUUCCCCUCUCUGGGCCAGCUGGGCAAAUACACCACCAACUCCAGCUCGGACACCCGUGUCCAGCUGGACCUCGGCCUGUGGGACAAGUUCAGCGAGCUCUCUACCAAAUGCAUCAUCAAGAUCGUGGAGUUUGCCAAACGCCUCCCUGGAUUCACCACCCUCACUAUCGCGGACCAGAUCACCCUGCUGAAAUCAGCCUGCCUGGACAUAUUGAUGCUGAGGAUCUGCACGCGCUAUACUCCGGAGCUGGACACCAUGACCUUCUCGGACGGCCUGACUCUAAACCGCACUCAGAUGCACAACGCCGGCUUCGGCCCGCUCACAGACCUGGUGUUCGCCUUCGCUGGCCAGCUGCUUCCCCUGGAGAUGGACGACACGGAGACCGGCCUCCUCAGCGCCAUCUGUCUCAUCUGUGGCGACCGCAUGGACCUGGAGGAGCCCCAGAAGGUGGACAAACUUCAGGAGCCUCUGCUGGAGGCCUUGAAGAUCUACGCCCGGCGCCGGCGCCCCAACAAGCCUCACAUGUUCCCCCGCAUGCUGAUGAAGAUCACCGACCUCCGGGGCAUCAGCACCAAGGGGGCGGAGAGAGCCAUCACCCUGAAGAUGGAGAUCCCCGGGCCCAUGCCCCCGCUGAUCCGGGAGAUGCUGGAGAACCCGGAGGCCUUCGAGGACCAGACGGAGCGCAACGACAGCACGCCGCCGCCGCCGCCCCCGCCGCCGCCGCCCCCGCCCCCGGCCGUCCCCGUCAUGAAGCAGGAGGUGGAGGACGCGGACGACGGCUGGGCGGCGGGCCACGGCAUCCAGCCCUCCCUGGAGGAGGAGGAUGAGGAGGAGGAGGAGGAGGAGGAGGAGGAGUAUGACGAGGAACAGGACAGGGCGUCAGACAGUGAGGGCGAGGCCUGGGGAGCCCUGGACCACAUGGACGGGGACCGCAACUCUGGGGCCCGCCUGGGACGGGCCCAGUGAGCCGACCGGGAGCCUCCUGUACACAGACUCACGCACGCACACAUGCAUUGAAAUGUACACGUACACGUACACACACACACACACACACACACACACACACACACACA